AUGACGGUGUUUUGUGUGCUCUUUGCCGUGUUGCUCGGCAGUGGUCUUGGAACUGUGAUCCCCGACGACGGAAUACUUGAAGAUGUUUCCGGAACGAUUCUUGUUCGUCGCGGGAAAAGGUCCUACGAUCAAAUUGUUCUCAACGCUUCGAUGGAGGAAGAACAAGUAAGUAUUAGUUACGGACAAAUGCGUCUGAGAGAGAAGGAGGUCAUAGAAAACGAAUUGGUGUCACAGCAAUUGACGAUCCCUGCCGGAUUCCCUAGCUACGUGCAUCAGAACCUCCUCAAGAGUUCUCACCCGAGUUUCGCAGCAGCAGCAAGCUCUGGCUAUGUGACAGAUCACGCCACUCUCUUCCUCGCUGAUCAGCUCCGUCUAGAACAACACGAAGUAGCUUUAAAAAUCCUGCUAUCAGAACAAUUGGCCCAGGACCAGCUUUGCGAUCAGGACCUAGCUUUGUCGGCCUGCACUCUUUUCAUGUCCUACAGGUCCAAUAACGGCAUCUGUAACAACUUGGCCAAACCCUUUUGGGGAAGUAUUUUAAGGCCCUUCCGUCGUGUUGCUCCACCUCACUACGGUAACGGAGUGUUUUCCUUUCCUACAACUAAGGAAGGGCGACCAUUUCCCAACGCCCGCCUCGUUAGUUUGAGGGUCAACGAUAUCCAGCCAAACAGGGAAUCUUCUCUCCUCUCCGUCCUUCACAUGACCUACGGGGAAUUUCUCAACCAUGACCUUACCUUCGUGCCUUUGAAUAUAGGUCUUGAUGGUAAGGCGAUUCCUUGUUGUCCUGAGACCCAGGGCAGCGGCAGUGGCGAUCCUAUCCCCCACCCUGAGUGUGCCCAAAUAUACAUUCCCACAGGGGACACUUUCUACAGCAGAUUCAACAAGACGUGCCUGGAGUUUGUCCGCUCGGCACCCGCCUUACGUUGCAAGUUUGGUCCACGAGAACAGAUAAAUGAGCAGACAGCACACAUCGACGGUUCUCAGAUCUACAGCAGUAUAAAUAUAAUAGGGAAUACCCUGAGAACGAGGACGGAUGGUCUGCUUACCACUCAGACGAUUCAUGGUGAAGAAUUUCUCCCAGCGAACCUAGAUACGUCAAAUUAUUGCAAUAAAGAAGAAAAAGCUGAUAAGAGACAGUAUUGUUUCAUGGCUGGGGACUCGAGAGUGAACAAACAUCCUCUGCUUGUUCUGCUCCACACCGUGUGGAUGCGUCACCACAACCACAUAGCGUCUCGUCUGAAGAACAUCAAUCCUUCUUGGAAUGAUGAAAAGCUGUUCCAGGAGGCCCGCCGAAUCGUGGGUGCUCAGCUCCAACAUGUCACCUACAACGAGUACCUGCCGCCCAUCUUCGGUUGCGGGAUACUCUGUGCCGGACAACGUUGCCCGGCAGCCGAGCGCCAAAGGCGCGAGCUAAGCAUUUCAGGAGGUGAUGAAAUUAGUAGAAAAUUCAAGCUAAAACCUUCGAAGAAUAGGACGCAAACACACAUUUACGGCCCAAAGUUAAAUGCUGCUAUUAGUGCUGAAUUUGCAACUGCUGCUUUCCGGUUUAGACACAGUCAGAUUCCCGGUCACAUGGAGAGAGCAGAUAACUUGGGCGACAUUUCCUUUACCGAGACGUCUUCGGCGUACAUGGACCCGUUUAUCAUGUAUACGAAGGAUGCAAUGCCGCAGCUGUUGCGAGGGGCAGUUCGACAGAGCGCGACUGACGUUGACCUCUUCUUUAGCCGGCAAGUGGCGGGCAAACUCUACAAAGGGCACAACAUGGUUGGAGUCGAUUUGGUAACCGACAACAUACAGCGGGGGCGUGACCAUGGCAUUGCCUCAUACACGGCACUCAGAAACGCAUGCCACUUGUCUCCCAUCACUAGCUUUGCUGAUCUCUCGGGAAUAAUGGAUGAUGAAGUGAUCGAUACUUUUGAGAAUCUAUAUAGUGAUGUGGAAGACAUUGAACUGUAUGUCGGUGGCUUGGCUGAACACCCGGUAGAAGGAGGAAUAGUAGGUCCCACCUUCGCUUGCAUUCUGCUGGACCAGUUCCUGAGGCUAAAGCACGGCGAUAGAUUCUGGUACGAGACUGAAGACGACAACGCAAAGUUCACGGAGGGGCGAAUUUGCCAGAAACAACAUUUUGUGUUUCUAGUCUCCUCAGAUGCGCCAUUAACAGUUGAUUACCUACUCCCUGAAUACCUUUGUUAUGCGUCAUCGACCAGUCUGCACUAUCAUUCGAUUGCGCUGCGCCAUUUAUGGUUCCAUCGUUGGCGCAACCAGCGACCGAUCGCGCUGUACCAACGAUGGACGCUGAUUAGUGGAAUUACCAAUAAUACAUCAGCUGGUGAAAAAAUGGCAAUGAUGGACUCCUAUGAUGCACAGAGCUUUGUAUUAAGUACUUUUUAG
Messenger RNA from Penaeus vannamei (Pacific white shrimp), 2391 nucleotides. The record is from RefSeq and is a predicted model, not a curated record. Lineage: Eukaryota; Metazoa; Arthropoda; Malacostraca; Decapoda; Penaeidae.